AUGGGUUCAAAUACUAAUAGUUUUAUAUAUGAAAUUGGUCCACAAAUAGCUGCAUCUUUACAUAUACUUGCUAAUUGUGAAAUCGUUGUUCUAUGUGACGAUUCAGAUAGUAUGAAUACACCACUUCAAGUUACUAAUCAAACACGAUGGGAUGAACUAAAAUCUCUCGUUAAUAUUGUUGUUGAUAUUUGUGCAGUUAUGAAUUCUAAUGGUGUUGAUGUUUAUUUUUUGAAUCGAGACUGUGUACAUAAUGUAACUAAUGCACAAAAUAUGCGUCAUGUAUUUAAUUCACCAGCAAAAGGUUAA
Messenger RNA from Rotaria sp. Silwood2, 306 nucleotides. NCBI's taxonomy places the organism in Eukaryota, Metazoa, Rotifera, Eurotatoria, Philodinida, Philodinidae. The record is from the annotation of a GenBank genome assembly.